UAUUAUUUUUUUCAGCAACAACCAAUGUCAACCAAAAGCAAUCCAAUCGCAGAACGUUAUAAAAGAAUCUGAGCCGUCGGAUGACUCUCAUUCGGACAGCGGUUAUUUCGUCGACCUAAACAGUAAGCCAAGACCCUGUCCAAAUCUAACGGUCCGAAAUUAAGAUUUUUUCGAAGACAAAGAAAAAGAAAGCGAAAGAGAAAGACAAGAACCCAAAAAAAAUUAACCAAAAAAAAAAGAAAGAUAAGAGAGAGAAAGAGAUUUUUCACUUUCAUUUCUCAUUUUCCUGCAAAAAAAAAUCUAAUUUUUCGGUUCUUCUUUGCUCAAUCGAAAAAGGAAUUUGAAACGACGAGUCGUUUUUGUUUUUUUUUUUAUUUUCCUUUUUUUUUUUUUGGUAUUUUAUCCGAUUGAAAUCGGAGGUCGAGUUCUUAAAUUAAAAGAGGGCGAGGAGGAAGAAGAGAAGGGUGAUUUAAACGGUGUCGUUUUUUUUUAGGAAUUUACGUUAAUUUUAAUUUUAAGUUUAUAACUGUUUUAAUUAUGGGAUUGGGGAGUAAUGGUGGGGAUGAUGUGGUGGUGGAUGACGGUGAUGAAGGUGGUGGCGGCGGCGAUGGUGUCGAUUGCGGAAAUGGAGGGAAGUCUAUUGAUUCGGUUUCAUGCUCAAUUUGCCUCGAAACGGUUACUGAUGAUGGGGAUCGAUCGUGGGCUAAGCUUCAAUGUGGUCAUCAAUUUCAUUUGGAUUGCAUUGGUUCAGCAUUCAAUAUAAAGGGUGCGAUGCAAUGCCCUAAUUGUAGGAAAAUUGAAAAAGGUCAAUGGCUUUAUGCCAAUGGUUGCCGUUCAUAUCCAGAAUUUAAUGUGGAUGACUGGACACAUGAUGAGGAACUUUAUGAUCUCAGUUACUCUGAAAUGUCAUUUGGAGUUCACUGGUGUCCAUUUGGAAGCUUAGCACGACUUCCUUCAUCAUUCGAGGAAGGAGAGUUCUCGUCAACCGCAUAUCACGAGUUACUGGGACAGCAUGCCAUCUUUGCUGAACAUUCAGCAUCUGCUGCUCAUCCAUGUCCAUACGUAGCUUACUUUGGGCCAACAAUUCAUCCCUCAUCUUCAAAUUCCAGUGGAAGUGUUUCAGAUGGUUCUAGUUUCAACAGUCACUGGAAUGGUCCAUCAGUGCCUAGUGAGAUGUCUACAUCUUAUGCUUUUCCUGCAAUGGAUCUCCAUUAUCAUAGUUGGGAGCAUCAUUCCCCUCCAUUCUCCACAUCUAGCAGUCGAAUCAGUAGUUCUGAUCAACCUUCAAAUCCACCUGUUAGUCAAAGGUCCACCAGGAGCAGUUCUGAUAUGCCAAGAUCAGGAUCUUUUAUGCAUCCAUUUGUUGUUGGCCACAGUUCUGGUGCUAGAGCAGGGAGUUCAGUUGCUUCCUCAUUGAUCCCUCCUUACCCUGGUAGCAAUGCUCGGGCCCGUGAUAGAGUUCAAGCUCUCCAGGCAUACUAUCAACAACAACAUCCUAGCACUUCACCAGCUAUACGGACACCUAUUAUUUCUGGCUCCCGAAGGUCAAGCAGUCAUAGAAGUCAUGCUCAAGUUGGGCCAGCGGCCUCAUCAUCUGACCAGGUGGGUGGCUUCUAUUUCAUUCCAUCUGGUGCUUCAGGCCGUAACUUUCAAGAGGCGGAAAAUCCUCUAUCAACUCGGUUCCAUGCUUGGGAAAGAGAUCAUUUGCCUUCAUUUUCAAUAAACCAGGUUGACAGAGAUUCAGGUUGGGGUGUAUUCCAUCAGUCUGCUGGUGCUUCGGAUCCUGGCAUAAGAUCCAGCAGCUUCCGCCAAAGGCACGGAUCUGAAAGGCCAUCAUCGCAAAAUCGUUCAUAGUCUUUCUUCCUUUUUACCCUUUUGGGGUGAAGCAAACCUUUUCUAUGAAUGAAACCAAAAUGUUUAUGUAUGCUUGAGAGACGAUAUAUGAUGCUUGAGACUGCCGAUCCUGGCAGGCUGAAAAACUGUGAAGUGGCCCGGAAACAAUCUUUUUGGUAGCCACAUGCAGUGUGCUGGACUUUGGCUUUGAGGAUAUGAAAUAAAAUUUUUCAAAAAAAAAAAUUUGUUGGUAGAAGUGGGAUUUAAGCUA
Messenger RNA from Durio zibethinus, 2104 nucleotides. Its product is annotated as E3 ubiquitin-protein ligase RFI2. Lineage: Eukaryota; Viridiplantae; Streptophyta; Magnoliopsida; Malvales; Malvaceae. The record is from RefSeq and is a predicted model, not a curated record. Gene Ontology annotation, molecular function: ubiquitin-protein transferase activity.